UUGUCAUCAGAUGUAAUGAGGAUUGCAGACACGCCAAGUGGAUCGGACAUGUACGCCUGACUCUCAUUAAAGUCCCUCAAUCCAUCGGAUCGUAGCCGUUCGCUCUCACUGCUGUAGUUUGUGCACUGGAAGUCUCUGUAGCAUGUCAGCCCGAUGUCCAGUUCAAUGCUGGGCGCCUUCUCGGCGUCCUCACUCAUUCCUGCAAGUCGGAAUUUCAUGCCAUUGUAUAGAGUGACGUCACCGCUCAGCUUCCCUCUCCACAACUCCUCGAUUUUGACGUCAUGCUCGGCAUGUGACUUCCUGUUGAAUUUUGAUUGAAAAUUGACGCGCACCUGUUGCUUCGAAAUUCCAGGAGAGUAGCAAUGCCACAUGAGACAAAACGUCUCUUUGGAAAACUCACUGCCCGCCAUUUAAUCCUCGGAAUCCUGACCUUUUGUUUGCGCAUGCUCAGUUAGUAAGUAUGGCGUUCUUAGUGUGUUUGCUCUGUGCUUGGUUUGUGUGCGUCGUGAACUGUUCACAAUGCUCUAACUUGUCAUGUGAAACUGUCUUCGAUCCAAGAACGCCUCUCGUUUACUGCCACAUGCUACCUCUGGAUUUUAUUGAUUGCGAUGACCCGUAUGACACUCCUAGAAGAAACUUGUCAUAUUACAAUCCAGAGAACUACUGCGAAGGGAACGAUACGCAAGGACAGCAGAAGUACCAGGAUGUUCAUCGUGUUUAUGUGUGGUGUGACGUGCUGGAGGGAAUAGAAUGUUUUGGUGACAGACAGUUUCUGAGCAACUUUGAAGUUCCAUGUGUUAAGUACACUGGUCACUACUUUUUGUCAACGUUACUCUACUCUCUUCUUUUGGGCAUCUUCGGCGUCGAUCGUUUUUGUCUCGGUCAUACGGGAACUGGCGUAGGCAAGCUACUCACACUUGGAGGAGUCGGCGUCUGGUGGAUUGUAGAUAUCAUACUCAUCAUACUUGGUGAACUAAGACCAGCCGAUGACAGCAACUGGGAACGAUAUUACUAGAUAGAAUGUCUAGCUUAUACAAAUUGAUUACAAAUGUAUGUAUUCGGUAGUUUGGUGACUCUGUUGUAAUUACAUAAUUUACGUAGAUAAUUUUUAUAAUUGCUUGGAUUUGCGUUGUUUUUUGAAUCUGUAAUUGAUAGUUUGUUUAU
Molecule: messenger RNA, 1164 nt
Organism: Corticium candelabrum
Lineage: Eukaryota; Metazoa; Porifera; Homoscleromorpha; Homosclerophorida; Plakinidae
Product: TM2 domain-containing protein 2-like
Exons: 4
Coding region: 461-1015 (184 amino acids)
Source: RefSeq, a predicted model, not a curated record